ACUAAGUAGUAUUCUAGUAAUAAUAGCUACUUAGUAUUUUAUCAAUAAGAUGGCAGCCUUCACGAAAGUUAUACAGAUUUCAAAAGGUGUAAAUAAUGUGACAAAACUGUUUACAAAUUUAGUUUUAUCACAAAAUGUAAAUUCAGUUACGACUUCGAUGUUUAUUCAAAGGGCGCCCACUUUUCAAUAUUCUUUCAUUCAUACUACACCUAAAUGUAAUGAUUUGAUGGAAUUUUUUGAUACCCCAAAAAAUUGGGAAAAGGAUAAAAUACGUGUUGGGCGUUCUUGGAAAAAAGAUGAACUAAGAUUAAAAAGCAAUGAAGACCUUCAUAAAUUAUGGUUUGUAUUAUUAAAAGAACGCAAUAUGCUUCUAACAAUGGAAGAAAUCUAUAAACGACAAUGGAAAUAUUUUCCAAAUCCUGAAAGAAUUGAUAAAGUUGAAGAUAGCAUGGCUAACUUAGAGUCAGUAGUUCGUGAAAGAAAUAAAGCAUACUAUAUGCUUGAAACUGGAACAAAUGGAGAACGACCUGUUGUAACAAAAUAUAAUCCUCUUGGUUUACGUUACUUUUAUCGAAUGAGUCAAUAUUCUAGACCAAAACAUAAAAAUUCUGCUUGGCACAAAAAAUAUAAAUUUAAUUUUGGUGGAUAUGCAGUGCAAAAAUUUUUGCGACUUUAUAGAGAGAAAUUAUGGAAUGAAAAACGUAGAUUAAUAAAUCGUCAAAGAAAUAAGGUGACUGUUUUAAUGCGAAUUUUCCCCAACCUUGAUAUGGAAGCUGUGAAAGAACAAUAUCCAUUGGCAGAUAUAGAAAAGGCAAAGAAACAUAGACAUGCAGAUGGACACUUUAUACGCGAUUAAAUGCAUUUUCUCACUACGUGAUAUUUUUAACUUUUGAAAUAGAUUGCAAUAUUGAUGAAAGUACUUUCAAUUAAAAUGAUAUUAAAUGUGACAAAAUUAAAUUCAAAGUAUAAUUCUACAACAAGUAUUUCAAUACUUAAAUACUAUGAAUAUUUGUAAAACUUUUCACAUCUAAUUGCUCACAAGUAUCAUUAUAUGUUAUUUUAUAUGUAUAAUCUAGACUUCAGUUCGAGAAAUGAUAACGACAAACAAGUUAUUAUGUAGAAGAAUUUAUUGCAAUAAAAACAAAGUAAAAGAUA
Bombus huntii is the source of this 1155-nucleotide messenger RNA. It is a transcript of the gene mRpL47, whose product is annotated as 39S ribosomal protein L47, mitochondrial. The transcript is spliced from 5 exons. Gene Ontology annotation, biological process: mitochondrial translation. Gene Ontology annotation, cellular component: mitochondrial large ribosomal subunit; mitochondrial ribosome. The record is from RefSeq and is a predicted model, not a curated record. Gene Ontology annotation, molecular function: structural constituent of ribosome. NCBI's taxonomy places the organism in Eukaryota, Metazoa, Arthropoda, Insecta, Hymenoptera, Apidae. The coding region runs from base 50 to 856 and encodes 268 amino acids.